This is a messenger RNA of Canariomyces notabilis, 2621 nucleotides long. Its product is annotated as threonyl-tRNA synthetase. Lineage: Eukaryota; Fungi; Ascomycota; Sordariomycetes; Sordariales; Chaetomiaceae. The transcript is spliced from 13 exons. The record is from RefSeq and is a predicted model, not a curated record. Gene Ontology annotation, biological process: threonyl-tRNA aminoacylation. Gene Ontology annotation, cellular component: cytoplasm. Gene Ontology annotation, molecular function: ATP binding; threonine-tRNA ligase activity. Bases 1 to 2340 code for a protein of 779 amino acids.
AUGAAGGAAAAAAAGACCCCUGUGGCCGCCGCCGACGCCGGGCCGAUUGAACUGCAACCCCCUCCUGCGUUCAUGCAGCAACGGAUCGAGCUGUUCGACCGUCUCUACAAGGAACAGCAGGAGGAGUUGGCUAGGAAACCGCGACAUGAGAUCCAGAUCACCAUGCCCGAUGGCACCGUCAAGCCCGGCAAGGCCUACGAAACGACCCCGGCCGAGAUUGCGAAAGGCAUAUCCAACAGUCUGUACAAGCGCACCGUUGUCGCAAGAAUCGAUGGGGACCAGUUGUGGGAUCUCGAGCGGCCCCUCGAGAAGAGUUGCAAGUUGGAAUUGCUCGACUUCAACGACGAUCAGGGCAGAUUUGUCUUCUGGCAUUCUAGCGCCCAUAUUCUAGGCGAAGCCUGUGAGCGGAGAUUUGGUUGUUCUGUAUGCAUCGGUCCCCCUGUGGACAACGGUUUCUAUUACGAAAUGGCUCUGCCUGACGGAGGUGCUGUCCAUGCCACUGAUUAUGCUCCCCUCGAGGCCAUCGUCGGUAAGAUCGUAAAAGAAAAGCAGCCAUUCCAGCGCUUGGAAAUGAGUAAAGAGGACCUUCUCAAAAUGUUCGCCUACAACAAGUACAAGCAGCACAUCAUCAAGGACAAGAUUCCGGACGGAACAAGAACCACCGUCUACCGAAACGGCCCCUUAAUUGACCUGUGCCGUGGACCUCACGUUCCCGAUACUGGCAGGAUUGAGGCCUUUGCCAUCAUGAAGAAUUCCUCCUCAUACUUCCUCGGCGACGCCAACAACGACUCUCUUCAGCGAAUUUACGGAGUGUCCUUCCCAGAUAAGAAGCAAAUGGCUGCCCACAAGAAGUUCUUGGAGGAGGCGGCCAAGCGCGAUCACCGUCUGAUUGGCAAGCAGCAGGAGCUUUGGUACUUUGAGGAGUGUUCGCCCGGUUCCGCCAUGUGGCUUCCUCAUGGCAUGCGUAUCCACAACGCCAUCAUGGACUACCUCCGUGAGGAGUACUGGAAGCGGGGCUACGACGAGGUCAUGACCCCCAAUAUGUUCAACGUCGCGCUCUGGGAGCAAUCAGGCCACUUAGCUCAUUACAAAGAAGACAUGUUCCUCCUCGACGUGGACAAGGAACAGUUCGGCCUCAAGCCCAUGAACUGCCCAGCUCACGCCAUGAUGUUCCGCCACCGCGAACGAAGUCAUAAGGAAUUGCCCUUGCGCUUUGCCGAUUUUGGUGUCCUUCACAGGAAUGAGGCCAGUGGCGCGUUGAGCGGCUUGACGAGAGUGAGGCGGUUCCAGCAGGACGACGCACAUAUCUUCUGUCGCGAGGAUCAAAUCAAGGAGGAAGUCGCCGAUCUCUUCGAUUUCCUGAGCUCCUUCUAUGGCACGCUUGGUCUCACCUUCAAACUGAAGCUUUCCACCCGGCCGGACAAGUACAUGGGUGAGAUCGAGACAUGGGAUCGUGCAGAGGCCCGCCUCAAGGAAGCUCUCGACGACUUUGCCGCCGCGGGUGGGGUUAAAUGGGAACUUAACCCUGGUGAUGGCGCUUUUUAUGGCCCAAAGAUCGAUAUCGCCAUUCUGGACUGCCUUAACCGAGCCUGGCAAUGUGCCACCAUUCAGCUUGACUUCCAACAGCCGAUAAACUUUUCUUUGGAGUAUCAGACUGCUGAGGGAGCCCAUAAGGACCAGGCCAAGGCGGAUGCUGCCGAUCCGUCUCUGGCUCCGGCUCCGAUACCGGCACCAGAGGCUGCCGCCGACGAGAAGAAGGAUGGCAAGGAGAAGAAGAAGCCGCUGCUAGUCAAGAAGCCCCUGACACCUGGCUGUGCUCGGCCCGUCAUGAUCCACCGCGCGAUGGCGGGCAGUAUCGAGCGCUUCGCAGCCAUUCUUGCCGAGCACUUUGCUGGCAAAUGGCCCUUCUGGUUGUCGCCGCGCCAGGUUAUCGUCAUUCCAGUGGGCAUGGCCUUCCUGGGCUACGCCAAGGAGGUUGCUCAGGUGCUGAAAAAAGAGCGUAUCCAUGUUGGUACGUUUGCCGUUUUCCCAGAUUCGGCUUUCCUGGCCGUUCUAACAUUUUCCUUGCAAACAGAUGUCGAUAGUAGCGGCAACACGCUCCAAAAGAAGAUCCGAAACGGCCAGCUGGCCCAAUACAACUUCUGCUUCGUUGUCGGCGACGACGAGAUGCGGAACCGCAAGGUCAACAUUCGGUACCGCGACGACACCUCCACCCAGGCAAGAGAUGUGCCGUAUGACCUGGACGAGGCAGUGGAGAAGUUGCGCAAGCUCAAGGCCGAUCGCGGGAUGUAUAACCCGUUCCCGCCGCACCAGAAGGAGGCCAAGGCGGAGAACGCUUAGAUGGGUGAAGGUUAUAGAGGACUCUUCUGUAUGGGGCGUGCGUGUUGUGCUACGAUGGUUCUGUCCCGUUGCUGAGUUGCACCGAAUGCCUGCUAUGACGUAGAACGCCGCAGAGUCGAAUCUAUUGUCUGUUUGUCGGGCAGAGUCGCCUAAGACAAAGGUUUGGCCAUGGAGCACUGUAUAUAUAUUUAUGGAUAUGAUGAAAGGUUCUCAAUGGACAUUGUCUGUAAAGCUACAUAUAUCAGAAUCGUCAGUAUACGCGGCAUCAAUGCAAUACCACC